Molecule: messenger RNA, 4590 nt
Organism: Anarrhichthys ocellatus (wolf-eel)
Lineage: Eukaryota; Metazoa; Chordata; Actinopteri; Perciformes; Anarhichadidae
Gene: lims2
Product: LIM and senescent cell antigen-like domains 2
Exons: 10
Coding region: 2033-3115 (360 amino acids)
Biological process (GO): positive regulation of substrate adhesion-dependent cell spreading; positive regulation of integrin-mediated signaling pathway; cell-cell junction organization
Cellular component (GO): cell-cell junction; cytoplasm; focal adhesion
Source: RefSeq, a predicted model, not a curated record
UACCGUUAGAACUAUAGCUGUAAUCGUCCAAUCAGCAGUCACGCUCCAUUGCUUGCGUCGUGUGAUUGCAUUGUUUAUAAUAGAGCUGUGUGCACGUUCUAACACCUCUGCAUAGCUUUUGAAUGUUGUACUGUAGACUCAGUCUCUUGUGUGUUUGAUGACUGUACUUCCUGUUGUGUUUUACUUCUAUUUAAACUGUAACUGCUGUGCAGAAUGUGUAUUUUGCCUGAGAAAGUCUUGCUAUUAUAGGAAGUCAGCUUGAUGUCAGUGGUGUGCUAUUGCGUACAUCUCUGCUCUGUAAACUGUUGCGUAUGUACUUGUUUGUAAGCUCCUUCUUGUAUGUGUGAGUGAUGCCAAGACUCCUGUUAGUUUAAAUGAAUGAUAAAGAGGUGAAAAGAAGACAAGAGGCAAGAACAUGUUAAGAAAUAUUUUCCAGUUUGUUGCGUCGGUAUUGAAAAGGCGUCGCACAUUGCCGAUUUCAGGAGUCCCGAAUACAUUUGUGAUCAUCACAGUGUUUUAGGGUAGAGCAGCUGUUGUGCUGGUGUUGUCCACGCGGUGGCAGUGCUCUCAUGUUAGCACAGAGGUUGGUUCUGGAGCGUCUCUGGCUCAGAGGAAAUGAGUGUGUGAUGAGUCAGUGUGGGGGCUUUACAUUGUAAGACGGUUGACAGUUUUUAAGUGUUUUUUAGGGGAAUGCACAUUCCAAACACACUGAAUAAUGAGUGAAUUGAUCUCAGGUGUAAAGCCUAAAGCAUUAUGAGUGUUCUGACACACUCGGGCUGAUUUUGAACUCGAGUUCACACGUUCACAUUUGACGCUUCGACUUGGUGUGUUCGUCAAACUCAUGUGGAAUGCUGAGCAGGUCAAGGCAAGCUGCUGGAGGUUAAUCUGCAUAGUGUGAGCCGUUCAUAAGGCAUAUACAUGUGUGUGCAUAUUAUAUGAAGGAGAGACGUGCUUUCUCUCAGCCACACAGAUUAAACACAGUUCACCUAAAUAAGCUUUGUCCAGAGCUGCAUUGCUAAUAAGACAGCAUGUUCUAUGUCACUGCUACAUCUGUUUCUUCUUCUGUUGCUUGUUGACCUUCCCGUCCCUUCUUCUUUGCUUGUAAUUAAACGCGUCUCAAGUUUUCAGCUCCGACUGGAAACAUGCAUCCUCUGUGUUUUAGUGUCUGUUUGGGAGUUUCUCUUGUUCCCACACAUCGUUGUGAUGAAUUAUUCAUAGGUUGACAUUUUCCCCCAUUUUACAAUAGUGUGCUGCUUGUGGUGGGAAGUGACCUCACAGUUUACGAUGGUGGAGCUCGAGUCAAAUGAAAAUAUGACUCCACUGUAGGUUUCUUUGAUCCUUCUAGUUUCAUACAGGAAACACUUAUUUUCUUAAAUUGAAACGAUGCUACUUUGGAUAGUGAUUUUAUCUGCUAAUAUUGGCUCAUCACACAUAUUUUAUGAAGUCAUCAUGUCAAUGUAUGUGUUGAUACAUUUGUAACAAGGAAACUGCAGUACAUACUUUAAAUGACAUUUAGUGCAUCUCUAUUCUCUUGCCGUUAUAUGUGUGUGUGUGUGUGUGUGUGUGUGUGUGUGUGUGUGUGGGAAGCAGCCUUUUUCUUCUUCUGUUGUUUGUACUCGCUUGUCAAUCUCUGGCUUUCUUUUUGAACCGAGGACUGAGCCAGGGAGACGUGGGAGGUAAACAGAGACAGAGAAGGGCAAAGGCCAGAGAGGGCAAAGCCUCUCUCUCUCUCUCUCUCUUCUGCAGCUUCUCCUCCUUUUUCUCUGAAGGCUUUCUCUCUCUCUCUACCUGCUGCAGGAAGGGGAGGAGUGAGCCACAAGUAUUUGAUAGGUGUGCAGGCUGCGAAACCACACCUCUGCAUAUGUCCUUCCUCCAGGGUGUGAGGUGUGUUUAAGAGAGAGAGAGAGAGAGAGAGAGAGAACGAGCGCAACACAAGACUUCAUCUUUUUAUUUGGAUCACAUACUUUAGAGUCUUACUGUCAGCAGAACAAGGCGUAGGAAGGAAGGAAGGAAGGAAGGAAGUGUGUGAGAGAUGAACUCUUUGAGGCUGAAAGAGUUGUCAAACUCCGACUUGUACAGACGAAGACAGGAGAGACCAGACAGCUAUGGAAGUCUGGCCGGGGACAGCCUCAGCAACAUGGCCAACGCUCUGGCCAACGCCAUGUGUGAGCGCUGCAAGAGCGGCUUCGCCCCGGCUGAGAAGAUAGUGAACAGCAACGGGGAGCUUUACCACGAGCAGUGCUUUGUGUGCGCCCAGUGUUUCCAACAGUUCCCAGAGGGACUCUUCUAUGAGUUUGAAGGCAGGAAAUACUGUGAACAUGAUUUCCAGAUGCUGUUCGCUCCCUGCUGCCACCAGUGUGGGGAGUUCAUCAUUGGCCGCGUGAUCAAGGCAAUGAACAACAGCUGGCAUCCAGACUGCUUCUGCUGUGAUCUCUGCAGUGCCGUACUCGCUGAUGUUGGAUUUGUUAAGAAUGCUGGAAGGCACCUGUGUCGUCCAUGUCACAACAGAGAGAAAGCUCGAGGCCUCGGCAAGUACAUCUGUCAGAAGUGCCACGCCAUUAUCGAGGAGCAGCCUCUUCUGUUCAAGAACGACCCGUACCACCCUGAUCACUUCAACUGCAACAACUGCGGUAAGGAGCUGACGGCGGAUGCCAGGGAGCUGAAGGGGGAGCUCUACUGUCUGCCCUGCCACGACAAGAUGGGGGUCCCCAUCUGCGGGGCCUGUAGGAGACCCAUCGAGGGCCGUGUGGUCAAUGCCAUGGGCAAACAGUGGCAUGUGGAGCAUUUUGUGUGUGCCAAGUGUGAGAAACCCUUCCUGGGACACCGUCACUACGAGCGCAAGGGCCUGGCCUACUGUGAGACGCACUAUAACCAGCUGUUUGGAGAUGUUUGCUACCACUGCAACCGUGUUAUUGAAGGAGAUGUGGUGUCUGCCCUCAACAAGGCUUGGUGUGUCAACUGUUUUGCCUGCUCUACCUGCAACACCAAGCUCACCCUCAAGAACAAGUUUGUGGAGUUUGACAUGAAGCCGGUGUGUAAGAAGUGCUAUGAGAAAUUCCCUCUGGAGCUGAAGAAGAGGCUGAAGAAGCUGUCUGAAACUGUUGCCCGGAAGUAAACAGGAAAAAAGGGAGAAAUAGAUGAGACCCCUCCCAUUUGGCCAUGCAAGUCACAUGUCCAGGGUUGACAAUCGUAUAACAAAGCAUUUGUAUGUUUUACAUAAUCGGUAUGUUAAAUUUAGGUUGGUAAUUUCAGCGUAACGUGCAAACUUUUUGUCUUUUCAGUUAUAGAAGAUCUUUUUAUGAUCUUGAAACUGACAGGUUGUUGUCAGUAGGUUUGAAAUGAACCUGUUCAGUGCCUUUUGGGUCAAAUACUGUACUGAAUAUUUUUCACAUGCUUGCCUUAUUUCACUAUAUAUAUUAAAGAUGAUGGUCCUGUAUCUCAAAAUGAGCUUUAAAAGAAUACAGAAACAUGAGAAUGAUAAAAAGGUAUGAUGCCUCGCCAUGUGUCCUCUGUUUGAUUUAUGUUACUCUCGUAUAAUAAUGCAGUAAACCCAAAGAAAGUCGAGCAAAAUACAGUUUUAUUAAAUGUAGAUAUAGGGCCUCAUAUUUCCUGUUUUCCACCAACAUGUAUUAUUUUAUGGAUUGUUAAUGUGUAUUUUCUUUUAUAUUGUGCUAAAUAAGUUUGUGUUAUCUAUAAAGUUGUUGUGUAUUUACAGUUUGACAUCAUACUGUCUCGUCCUUAAUGCUACAGUGAUGGACUCACCCGUCACCUGCAGUAUGAUGUGCUAUGUGUGAAACAAUCUCUAUAUCAACUGGUAUUUACACCGAGUUACCAGUUUAUUAGGUGCACUUGUACAAUCUAAUAUAAUCCAACACAACUGCCAAAAUAAACCCCGAGUUCAUACUGUUCAGUUUUUGUUUUAUCUACUCCCAUUUACAGUAUUAAAUACAAGAUGGCGACUGGAUAUUAGAAGAAGCACCUCUGACACACUGUCAACAAACACUGAACGUAAUACGCUUCGCAGUAACAGGAUUUAUUGCAGGGGCAACUGGUAACUCUGUGCGUCCUGCAACAUGAUGCCUUGUGGUAUGUGCGGAGGCCGAAUGUUGGAGAACAUGUGUCUCUGCUGUUUGUAAUCCAGAGAAAGGGAUCCUCUUAGAGGGGCGUACCGACUGCCUCAGAGCCUCUUAGGAAAGAAAGCCAACUGUUGCGACUGGGGAAAGAAUAGCUUCACUUGAGCAGUAUUUUAACACAGAAUGCUUAUCUUUUACCUUGUAGUUUAAUAGAAAAACACAUUCCACUAUUAUAUAGAAAUGUCUUACUGUUUCACUACCUGUGCCACAACAUUUGUCAUGUAGAAGUAGAGCUAUCCUCUGAACUUCAGCUCCUCUAUAAUAGGUCUGAGACGACUCUACACAGACAGACACUGCUCUUAUUCUGUAUUUGAUCUUUGCUUGUCAAGAGACUGUAUUUAUUUCAUGUAAACACACCAAAGUGCAUGUUCUAGACUUGAAUUAAGAGCUAUUUUCAUUAUAUCUACGGUAAUUAUGUCUGCUCAUCUUAAUAAACAGUGUGUGUCAAUCAUACCAA